AUGGCUAAAUUUUGCAUAGUUCUUCUUUUCAUUGUAACACAAGGUCUUGCAGCACCAUAUAAAUCAUCAAAUGGUUGUGGUUAUGAUUCAUGCAAUUUGGGUAAACCCGAUAAACUCAAUGUUCAUAUCGUAGCUCAUACACAUGACGAUGUUGGUUGGUUAAAAACAGUCGAUCAAUAUUAUUAUGGAUCACGUAGUGAAAUUUGUAAACGAGGUGUUCAAUAUAUUCUCGACUCAGUGGUAGCAGCACUUAUGGAAAAUCCUGAUCGUCGAUUUAUCUAUGUCGAAAUGGGUUUUUUUUGGCGUUGGUGGAAUCAACAAUCGGACGAAAUGCGUAACAUUGUCAAGCAACUCGUUAAUGAAGGUCGUCUAGAAUUUAUUUCGGGUGGUUGGUCUAUGCACGAUGAAGCAACAACACAUUACAAUUCGAUUAUUGAUCAACAUAGUUUAGGUGCUGAAUUCUUGCAUGAUACAUUUGGUGAAUGUGCUCGACCGAAAAUUGGCUGGCAAAUAGAUCCAUUCGGUCAUUCACGAGAAGUUGCUUCACUUUUUGCACAGAUGGGCUUUGAUGGUCUGUUUUUUGGACGUAUUGAUUAUCAAGAUCGAUUAUUUCGAACUCCUGAAAAAAAGUUAGAAAUGAUCUGGAAAGGAAGUGCUAACUUAGAUCGUCAGAGUUGGCUGUUUACCGGUGUUCUACCACAUGGAUAUAGCGCACCGUUAUCAUUUUGCUAUGAUAUAAUGUGUUCAGAUCCACCAAUUAUGGAUGAUAAAAAUUUGCAUGACUACAAUGUGCCAGAACGUGUUGAAGCAUUCAUUAGAGCAGCACACAUACAGUCUCUUGCAUAUGCAACCAAUCAUAUUAUCAUGACGAUGGGAGCUGAUUUUCAGGGUCAGAAUGUCAAUGAAAAUUUCAAAAAUUUGGACAAAUUAAUUCAUUAUGUGAAUCUUGAGCAAGUGAAUGGUAGCAAUGUCAAUAUCUUUUAUUCGACACCCUCAUGUUAUUUAUAUGCCUUGAAUAAAGCUAAGAAAGAAUGGAUAACGAAAACUGAUGAUUUCUUUCCGUAUGCCAGUAUUCCAUUUGCAUAUUGGACCGGAUAUUUUACUUCAAGACCAGCAUUAAAACGAUAUGAACGUUACGCAAAUAAUAUUCUUCAAGUAACGCGUCAACUCAAUGGAUUUUCACAGAUGAAUCUACGCAAUAGCAUUUUCUAUUUGAGUGAAGCAAUGGGUAUUGCUCAACAUCAUGAUGCUGUUAGUGGAACAGAGAAACAACAUGUAGCCAAUGACUAUGCUCAACGAUUGUCUGAUGGUAUCGACCAAUCAAUGGAAGUCAUUAACGCUGCCUAUGCGAAACUAUUAUCCAAAGAAGGUCAAACACAGCUCAAUGUUCCUCAGUUUCUUUGUCCAUACACAAAUAUCAGCGAAUGUCUGCCUAUUGAAGGACAAGCCAAAUUCACAUUGACACUCUGGAAUCCAACCAUUCAUUCGGUAACAAUUUAUCCUCGUGUACCCGUCACUCAAGAAUAUGUAAUCCGUGAUCCGAUUGGAAAUAUUGUUCCUGCUGAGUAUCUUCCGAUUUCGAUCACUACAAAAAAUAUUCCUGGUCGUACAAGUUCUGCUCAAUAUCAGUAUCUAUUUCAAGCAUCAUUGCCAGCACUUGGUUACAAUACCUAUUAUUUCGAAGCGAGAGCUAAUGCAAAUAAAAUCAAACGCAGACGAGUGAAAACAACAUUUAACGAAGCAUGCAUUCUGGAGAAUGAACACCUGAGCAUAGAAUUCGAUGGUCAAGGUCAUUUAAAGCAUAUUGUCAAUUUGGAUAAGAACUUAAUGGUAUCAUUUACUGCACAAGGCUUCUACUGGUAUGCAAGUUUUCCUGGCGAUCCAACUACUCCAGAAUUACCAGCAUCAGGUGCUUAUGUCUUUCGGCCAUUUGUUUCGGAAGCAGUACCCGUAAGUCUUUCAGGUAGCAUCAAUUGUACGAAAACAGAUACCGUACAAAAAGCAUCGAUUGUUUUCAAUGAUUGGGUUAGUCAAGAGUUUAGUUUGUUUCGUGGAGCAACAUCAGUUGAACUCGAAUGGACAGUUGGACCGAUUCCAAUUCAUGAUAAUAUUGGUAAAGAAAUUAUUAUUCGUUAUAAUACUAAUAUUAAUAGUGGAUCGAAAUAUUAUACUGAUGCUAAUGGACGUGAAGUUCUUGAACGCAUUCGUGAUCAUCGACCAACAUGGCCUUAUUUAGUUGAUGAACGCAUUAGUGGCAAUUAUUAUCCAAUUAAUAGUCGCAUUUGGAUUCGAGAUAAUGAUCAUCAAUUAACUAUUCUUACUGAUAGAUCCGAAGGGGGUGGUAGUAUGUAUGAUGGUUCCAUCGAAAUUAUGGUUCAUCGUCGAAUACUACAUGAUGAUUCAAUGGGUGUUGGUGAAGCUCUAAAUGAGACUGCCUAUGGUACAGGUCUUGUUGUUUCUGGUAAACAUAUUCUUCUUGUCGAACGACCAGAAGAUAGUGCUCGACUACAUCGAGUCGGCGCUCAACAAUUGUUUAUGCAUCCUCUAGCUACCUAUUCCUUACCAAAUACACCAUCUUAUGCAAAUUAUUCGAAUAUUUAUCGUCAGAGUUGGUCGGCUCUUUCGGAUACGAUGCCAUUAAAUGUACAUCUAUUAACAUUCGAUCAAUUAACCCAUAAACAAUAUCUAGUUCGUGUUGAACAUUAUUUUGAAUUGAACGAAGAUGAAAUAUACUCACAAUCGGUGACGAUGGAUCUUCAAACAUUGUUUAAAAGUAUUGGUACCAUUGCUAAUAUGACUGAAUUAGUAUUGAAUGCUAAUUUACCACUAUCUCAGUUGCAUCGACUCGAUUGGAUGACAAAAGAUCAAGAAUCGUCACAUAUGAAUAUAUUUCAAUCAUAUUCAUCGAAUGGGACGACACUUACUCUGUAUCCAAUGCAAAUUCGAACAUUUCAAAUUACUAUUAAUUAG
Rotaria sordida is the source of this 2970-nucleotide messenger RNA. NCBI's taxonomy places the organism in Eukaryota, Metazoa, Rotifera, Eurotatoria, Philodinida, Philodinidae. The record is from the annotation of a GenBank genome assembly.